Molecule: messenger RNA, 3757 nt
Organism: Thunnus maccoyii (southern bluefin tuna)
Lineage: Eukaryota; Metazoa; Chordata; Actinopteri; Scombriformes; Scombridae
Gene: sox4a
Product: SRY-box transcription factor 4a
Exons: 1
Coding region: 863-1981 (372 amino acids)
Biological process (GO): regulation of DNA-templated transcription; cell differentiation; anatomical structure morphogenesis
Molecular function (GO): DNA-binding transcription factor activity, RNA polymerase II-specific; RNA polymerase II cis-regulatory region sequence-specific DNA binding
Source: RefSeq, a predicted model, not a curated record
UAAAUUUAGUCAAAACUCAUCCACAUGAAACUAAUGUAGUUCUAAGUAUAUCCUUGCAAGCUUCCCCUUGCAGCGAGGGGGAAAGGACACUGUGUUCCUUUUAAACACAUACAACCACAUACACACACACAUACACACACACACACACACAGCAAGUUCGUCUUUCUUCCAGUGGAGUCUGACAGGAAUGAGGUCAGACACACCGAUCCUCAUUGCACAUUAUUAUUAUUAUUACCCGUUUUUUUUAUUCAGCCAAUGGCAAGCCAGGGGGGAGUGGUUUGACUGAAAAAUCAGGAUGGAGACAGACGCUGAUUGGUUUUUAUAUCUCGCGAUGAGGGUAUAAAACAGCGAGGUUCUCGUUGUUGUGUUUACAGUAAUAUUACAGAGCGCUCAGGAAACAGGGAGACUAUGAGAAAGCGCAGCUGCUUCAUUCAACCACAUGGUUCCGCAACCGCACAGACAAGCUGCGCUGCAGACAGCCAGGUUCACAUAAGGGACUUGCACUGCUGUUGCCCACAGCGGCGCGUUUUGAGCCUUGCAGGACGAGUUUUCAGCCGCACAGGCAGUUGAAAGUUGCUGUUAAAUAGUGUUGGGAUUUAUUUUUGGUUUCCCUGAAGCGCACUGCUAAAAGUUGAGAGACUAAGCGUGUCCAAAACGGGCUUGAACUGAAAACAGACAGAGAAGAGACUUGGAGGAACUUUUUUUUUUUUUUUAGAUCUGUAUCCAUCAGUCUGACUCUAAAGCGCCUGAAAUAAGAAGUGAGGAAUAAUUUCCUGUGAAAGCGGUGAGAGCAUUUUUGCGCACUUGAACUUUGUGAAAGCACUGCACUGAACAGAGUGUUUCCAGACACUUGGAGGGAAGGAUGGUGCAGCAUAUGAGCCAGACAGAGAGCGCCCACGCUCACUCCCCCGGCGGGGACUCCACGGACACGGGAGAAAUGGACUUGGAGAUGGAUGCGUCUCCGACCCCCGAGUCCCCCUCCUCCGGGGAGCGGAGCGACCUGGCGUGGUGCAAAACUCCGACGGGACACAUCAAGAGACCCAUGAAUGCCUUCAUGGUCUGGUCACAGAUCGAGAGGAGGAAGAUUAUGGAGCAGUCGCCGGACAUGCACAACGCUGAGAUCUCCAAGCGGCUGGGGAAGCGCUGGAAGCUGCUGAAAGACACAGACAAGAUCCCGUUCAUCCGUGAGGCGGAGCGGCUCAGACUCAAACACAUGGCCGACUACCCAGACUACAAGUACCGGCCCAGGAAGAAGGUCAAGUCGGGAAGCGGGGCGAGUAAGCAGACGGACCGCGGGGAGAAGAGCGGGGAGCGCAGCGCCAAAGCCGGUGUCAAAAGAAGCCCCGCGUCCAAAGGAGUGAGCAGGACGCACAAGCAGGGCAGCAUGAAGGCGAGCGCUCCGGGGCAGGACUAUGCGUCUCCCGGUGACCACCAGGCGCUCUUCAAAUCCAGGUCAGUGUCUGGGGCCAGACAGAUCCCGGAGAAGCGCGCCGGAGAAGCGAGGCGCGGCCACAUGUUCGGCGGGGCAGGCAGCCUGGAGAGCGGGCCUCCUUCAGUAGGAGUCCCGGCCAGUCCCACCCUGAGCAGCUCGGCGGAGUCCAGCGACCCGCUCAGCCUGUACGAGGACCAGAGCCCGGCGGCUAGCGAGUCAUCACACACCGCGCGCCUCAGGUACGCUCGCGCAUCCUCUCCAACACCAUCAGCCUCUCACUCUUCCUCAUCUGUGUCAUCCUCAUCAUCAGACGAAGAGUUUGAAGACGAGCGGCUCGACCUGAACCCGAGCCCCGGGUUUGAGAGCAUGUCUCUGGGCGGCAUGGGCUUCUCUGACGCAGAGCUGGACCGGGACUUGGACUGGAGCUUCGGGGAGUGCGGGGCGGGAUCUCACUUCGACUUUCCCGACUACUGCACCCCCGAGGUCAGCGAGAUGAUCUCAGGAGACUGGCUGGAGUCCACCAUCUCCAAUCUGGUGUUCACCUACUGAAAGAACCGAGGUGGAGAGGAACCGCGACGUCCCCCCACGUUUUGAACAAUUCAACCCCCCCAGACAGGCGUGUGUGCGUCCAGACCAGAAUAUUUCCGCCAUUCUUUCACUAAAUAAGGGAGAGUGAAACCAGGAAAGAAAAGGUGGCCUGUGUGCGCGUUGAAGCCCAGGUACGCGCCGCUCAGACUUGGACAGCGCUCGGUGCGCUUGACGGGAACGCGCAAACGGGGGAAAUGCUUAGUUUGCAUUUGGACACAGAGGAGGAGUGAAUGUAAGCAGAGAGCAGUGAAACACACGGACUUCAAGCUCAAAUGUUCAAACCAAUCCGCAGAGGAUGAGGACUGAGACUAAACUUUGAAUCUUAAUGUUAUUUUGGGUUGGGAAAGGGACACUUAGUGAAGAGCUCGUCAUGUUGGGUUUUGUUUAUGAUAUAGCCAAUUCACAUUGACCAUCAAGUUGCUAUUCAGGUGUAGUUUUUUCCAAACUCAAAAUAGUUUCAAUAUCAACACGCAUGCCCUCCGGGAUAAUGAGGAUUUUGUUGUUGUUAAAUGCGUAAAAAUGUUCAUUGCUGCGUAAUUACGCAAUUUGUGUGACCAUAGGACACAAUUCACGAUCACCAGCUUCUCUUUCAACGGCAGGACUUAGAACAAAGACUGACUCAAAACUUCAGAAACCUUUUCUGAACCUUUUUAAAACACUCAGUGCACAAUUCAGGACCAAUGUUCCCCGACGCGCAUCCUUUCUGCCUAGUGCUUCAACUUUGUAGUUCCUGUGUCAGAUGACGUUUUUUUAUAUUGAUGUAUUUAUACCGGCCAAACUUUUUUAUACAUAGAAGUAUUGUUCUCGUACAGGUCUCGUUUGUGUUUGUGCACAUACACCUGUCUGUAUCCAGCGCGGAAGGGCUAGAAGUGUAUCUUAUUUAAAAUGUCUGACUUCUCUCACUUUUAAGGAGAUUUGAGUGUGUCAUGAUUUUUUACUUGUAUUUUUGUACAAAAUCUAUAGAAAGGGGGUUUCCAGCGAGUGGGUAGCCUACAACAUUGUUGUUUGGAUCUACAUUGGUGUUUAGACGUGCAGAGGGGGGUUUGUUUGGCACAAUCUGACCUCACACAGUGUUUACAGUAUUUACCCACAUGCUUCUUAAUGGCACAGUGACUCCAGUUUCACCAGCCAAGUAAACAAAGCACCACUGAGGCUCCCAGUCUUGAGUGGUGACUGUGUUGCUACAGUACACAUAGACCUAAAGUAUAUGAGUGAAAGAUCCCAGAGAGUCACUGUUUGGAUAGAGCUAAUACCUCUGUGUGCUUUUUAUCAAGAUAAGUUUUAUUUGAACCACUGGAUGGAAUUUCACACUCAUUCCACUUUGCCUAGACUUUGGAGGGAGGGAGAUGUAUGAAGUGCUUCAUCUGUUAUUGCGCAAAUUGCAUCAAAAAAUAGUAUUUAACCUUUCUGUACCUGUUGGCUAAGUAUAGCAGGCUAAUUGUUUUCCUAUAUUAUGGCAUGGCAAAUAGCAUUUGUAUUUCAGAUUCAGGUAUAUGUAGCUAUAGCUGUUGUGUUUAAGAUUUUUAAAAGAAUAAUAACAUGAAGAUAUUUAUGUAAACUGACUGUACUAUAAGCAAAGAUUGUGUGUUUUAUGUAUGAUGAUGAUGAUCAACGACAGGCACUAGGGCAGCCAUCUUUGGACAUCCUUAUGUUGAAGAUGAUUGUGGUCCAGGAGUUUCUUCUUUUUUUUUUUUUUGUUUUUUUGUUUUUGACUUUUUUUUUUUUUUUUUUUUUACC